This is a messenger RNA of Paramecium pentaurelia, 487 nucleotides long. The record is from the annotation of a GenBank genome assembly. Lineage: Eukaryota; Ciliophora; Oligohymenophorea; Peniculida; Parameciidae.
AUGUUAAAGAACAUGAUCAAAAUAUUUCGGUUUUCCUAAUUCAAAACAAAAAUUGAUCAAAUUUAACAUCAUAAUUAUGGUCCAUUAUAGGAAAUUGAUUUUAAAUUGUUAAAUGUUCGUUAAAAUACACCCUUAAGAGAAAUCUACUAUUCAUAUAUGAAACAUAUGAAAUUAUAUGAAAUUUAGUAAUAAGAAGAAAAAAUGGAAUAAAUUAAAAGAGCAUAUUUAAGGAUUUUGUCUAAACGAUUAAAUAAUUUGGAUGAAAUAACAGAAUAGGAAUAAAAAGAUUUAGGAUUCUUAAUGGACAAUAAUUUUGGAUUCCCAUUUGUUGAAGGAUUAAGAAGAUCUGAGAUGAUUACAUAAUUUUAAGAGGAAAUAGAAGCAAAACGGCUUUAUCAUUAUCCUCGUAUAACAAUAAUUGUAUUAUGGAUAAUAUUGGGCAUUCCUAGUUUCUAUCUUAGUGACAAUUAUGUAUAUGAAAAAUGAG